UUUUUACCGGCCGGUGUCAGAUCGAAGACCAGAUUGCUUGCUGGGAAGUGAACGGAAAGGAUCGUACAGAUUCAGUUUUAUUUCAACGUCAGAUUUCUUCGCUAAAUUAACAAAAUGGCAGAUGAAGAUGUUGCAGCUCUUGUCAUCGACAACGGAUCUGGAAUGUGCAAAGCUGGGUUUGCUGGCGACGAUGCCCCCCGGGCUGUUUUCCCGUCCAUUGUUGGGCGCCCAAGACAUCAAGGUGUGAUGGUUGGCAUGGGCCAGAAAGACAGCUAUGUUGGAGAUGAAGCUCAGUCCAAGAGAGGAAUCCUCACACUGAAGUAUCCCAUCGAGCACGGAAUCGUCACCAACUGGGAUGACAUGGAGAAGAUCUGGCAUCACACCUUCUACAACGAGCUUCGUGUGGCUCCCGAGGAACAUCCAGUUCUCUUGACAGAGGCUCCCCUCAACCCCAAGGCCAACCGAGAAAAGAUGACACAGAUCAUGUUUGAGACCUUCAACUCUCCAGCUAUGUAUGUUGCCAUCCAGGCUGUGUUGUCUCUGUACGCUUCCGGUCGUACAACUGGCAUCGUCCUGGAUUCCGGUGAUGGAGUCACACACACUGUACCAAUCUACGAGGGUUAUGCUCUUCCUCACGCCAUCAUGAGGCUCGAUCUUGCCGGUCGUGAUCUUACUGAUUAUCUGAUGAAGAUCCUCACAGAGCGUGGUUAUUCCUUCACCACCACAGCAGAGAGGGAAAUUGUGAGAGACAUUAAAGAAAAAUUGUGCUAUGUGGCAUUAGACUUUGAACAAGAGAUGGCUACUGCAGCUUCAUCCUCUACCUUGGAAAAGAGCUACGAGUUGCCCGAUGGACAAGUAAUUACCAUUGGUAAUGAGAGGUUUAGGUGUCCAGAAGCCACGUUCCAGCCAUCGUUCCUUGGAAUGGAAUCUGCUGGUACUCACGAAACUACCUACAACUCCAUCAUGAAGUGCGAUGUUGAUAUCCGUAAAGACUUGUAUGCCAACACUGUCCUCUCUGGUGGCUCUACGAUGUUCCCGGGUAUUGCUGACAGGAUGCAGAAGGAAAUUUCCAAUCUUGCUCCUGCCACAAUGAAAAUCAAGAUCAUUGCACCUCCCGAGAGAAAGUAUUCCGUCUGGAUCGGUGGUUCCAUUUUGGCUUCUCUAUCUACCUUCCAGCAGAUGUGGAUCAGCAAACAAGAAUAUGAUGAAUCUGGUCCGGCCAUUGUACACAGAAAGUGCUUCUAAACGUUCAGUAACUACUAUUAUGGACUAAAUGAUCUGCCUCGAUCUGAAGGGACACUAGUAUUAUGCCUGUGUAUCGUCUCUGUACAAGACUUAAACACUGACUUUGAUACGUACAUCACUGUUUCUAUUUCACUCCCCAGCAAUCAUUCCUUGCCUGAGAAGAUGAACGAUUUUGUUGAUUUAUAUAUUAUUACUUUUUAUAUUAUUCAGCCUUUGAAACUUGAUUAAUGGUAUAUUUUGUAACAGUUUAAUGAAAGAUAAAUGCUUUCGUUAUUAGAAAAGAAAAAGAACUUCUUUGAAAAGUUGCAUAAUGUUUUCUUACAAAAAUAAAAAAUAAGAAAAUA
Gigantopelta aegis is the source of this 1589-nucleotide messenger RNA. RefSeq names its product actin-5. The transcript is spliced from 2 exons. The coding region runs from base 115 to 1245 and encodes 376 amino acids. NCBI's taxonomy places the organism in Eukaryota, Metazoa, Mollusca, Gastropoda, Neomphalida, Peltospiridae. The record is from RefSeq and is a predicted model, not a curated record.